AUGGAGACUAUAGUUGUUGAUCAUUCCAGGAAUCAUAAUCAGUAUUAUGGCAGAAUCAGGGAUCAUGGCCCUGCUUCGGAUUCCGGUAGUUUCCGGGAUAUCAAUUGCCGGUCAUUUCAAUCCAAAGCAGGGUUACUUCCAUCCCCAUCGAAAUCUUGCACUACCACUGCAGUUGUUAGUAAAAGGGCUUUUUCUGCUCCAUUUUCACCCAAGACCCCAUCUCCAUCUGUUAAUGAGAUUGUCAAAACCUCUAAAAAAACUGCUAUAAGUAGUGUAAUUCCAAUUACUGUGAAGAUCAAGUUUGAAGAGCAUGAAGGUUGUUUAGUUGAUGAUUUUCUAUCAUCUGAGCGCUGGGCUGGGCCUGCUUACUCGAACUCACCUCCUCCAAGUUCAUUACCAAUGCCCAAAUUUUCCCUUUGCCCAAAGAGGACUGUUUCGCUUGACUUACCUACCCCAAUCUCUGAAUUGGACCUACACCUUGUUUCAAAAUCAGCUCCUGCAUCUCCAACUAGAGAGCGAAGCCCUUCGUCGAGUAAUCUGUUUGUCAGUGCUGCUACAAAGAUGACACCUAUCAAUCUUUUUAACAGUGCUGACUCUGCGACAAAGACCCUUCGUCGCAUUCUUAAUCUUGAUGUCAGUGAUGAAUGA
Messenger RNA from Olea europaea var. sylvestris, 648 nucleotides. RefSeq lists its product as uncharacterized. Lineage: Eukaryota; Viridiplantae; Streptophyta; Magnoliopsida; Lamiales; Oleaceae. The record is from RefSeq and is a predicted model, not a curated record. The transcript has a single exon. The coding region runs from base 1 to 648 and encodes 215 amino acids.